AUGGCUAGGCGGGCGAGUCAUCUACAUCACUCCAACCAGCUCUUGCAAACAUUCACUUCCCGUGGGCUGCAUACCACUCCUUGCGCCAGCCGCUUCCGCUUCCUAAUAUCACACUCGUUCCAGGGCAAACCUCCGGAACCAGAUGCCCCGCAACCAUCGUCUUCCAAAGCGGUGCCUCCGCGACCCAAGAAGCAGAUCGGUUGGCCCAACACGUCCGAGAUCGGCAAGUGGCGCGAGGCUCUACUAGGCGGAGGAGAAGCGGGAGAGGAUAGUCUCAUGGUGGCUACCAUUGAUGGAGCAGCAGCGGAGCAAGCCGGGGAUAUAGCGAUUGGUGUCGCCGACGGCGUUGGCAGCUGGAGUGAAAAUGGCGUUGAUCCGGCGCUCUUCUCUCAAUCCCUGAUGUAUCAUGCUUCUCAAGCCUUUGCAGCUGCCAGCGGUGCCGCCGAUCCGUCUGCGAACCCGGUUCGCCUCAUUUCAGACGCCUACGACCACGUCCUCGCUGAUCCGGGCGUACCAGCAGGCUCGUCUACCGCCGUCGUUGUUACCCUGGAAUCUGCCACCGGACUCUUGCGCUCCGCAAAUGUUGGAGACUCUGGCUUCGUCGUUCUUCGUGAAGGCGUGCGCGGCUCCGAGCCUCUUGCCGGAGCCCUGUACCGCUCCAGCCCUCAGCAGUACUACUUCAAUGCCCCCUAUCAGCUCUCCAAAAUUCCGGCCAAGGUCAUGGAGCAGUGGAAACGAGAGAAUGGUGGACAGUCUCCAAGCCUCGAAUGCAGACCUGACAUGGCAAAUCGCUGGGAGUGCAAUCUCAAGCAUGGAGACUUGGUGAUUGUGGCAAGCGACGGCGCAUGGGACAACGUGUGGGGCAAGGAAUGGGUAGCUUUGGUGCGCUUUCUGAGGGAGAAGCACCACGAGGCAUUCGAGUCACAGCGCCAACAGAACGAAAGUGCGGCAGCAUCGGUGUCUCCCGAUCUUCGAUGGAAAGAAGAGAAAACACUGGUCGAGGUCGUUGCAUACAACGCCCUUCAAUACACGCUGAUGUGCCAAUUCUCUGAGAAGAAGCGGAGCCCUUUCGAGGCCGAAGCCGAGAAAAGCCGACUUAGAUAUUCUGGGGGUAAAGUCGACGACAUCGCUAUCGUCGUUGCCAUGGUGGUGGAAGAAACAUAGGCACUGCACAUCUUGUAAUCAGACACAAUGCGUCCAACUUGUUGUACGACACCGUGAGCGCAGGGGGGUCGGAAUGAGGCGAGCACAGACCGACUGGAGCAGCUAGAGGCGAGCGAGCGAGUCAGCUCACUCCUACACUGCGCGGACUGCUGGAUCACUGCCAUCCGAACUUGUUAGGACCGGGCAUCGACUACCACGCCGAAGUAGGGAGAUGGACGCUCUUGCAAAGAGAAUCUUCGACUAAGUCCGAAGCUCGCACAUGGCGCUGCUGCCUUUCUUCCCUUGUCUCGUUGUCUGCCUCUGCAAUGGCCCAGCAGCGCUGACACCCCACGAGGGUCCUGCCCGGACUGCCGGCCUUCUCCCUAUCUUUAGGGCGCCAGUGGCAGGGC
Messenger RNA from Microstroma glucosiphilum, 1553 nucleotides. RefSeq lists its product as hypothetical. The transcript is spliced from 5 exons. Lineage: Eukaryota; Fungi; Basidiomycota; Exobasidiomycetes; Microstromatales; Microstromataceae. The record is from RefSeq and is a predicted model, not a curated record. Bases 1 to 1164 code for a protein of 387 amino acids.